Branchiostoma floridae (Florida lancelet) is the source of this 2903-nucleotide messenger RNA. RefSeq lists its product as uncharacterized. Bases 199 to 1911 code for a protein of 570 amino acids. The transcript is spliced from 11 exons. NCBI's taxonomy places the organism in Eukaryota, Metazoa, Chordata, Leptocardii, Amphioxiformes, Branchiostomatidae. The record is from RefSeq and is a predicted model, not a curated record. Gene Ontology annotation, molecular function: protein binding; calcium ion binding.
CUGGUGUUUGGUGUGAAACAUGAUAGCCCCAGGCGGGUGGGGACUAUUUUUUGUGACGUAACAAACAACAAAAGGGAACAGGUACAGGUAUAGGCAGGUAAAAGAGACAAAGGUCUUGUAAGUUCCUCUUCAAGAGGGAAAAUGUAGGCAUAAUCCAAAGGUUUACCGCCUUACAGAAGUAGAUAGACCUUUGGAGGCAUGGAGAGACAUUUGAGGAUCAUCUUUGUACAGGUGUUGUUUGGUUUGCUGCUUGUGACAGAAGCUUACAGCAGUGACAGGUGUGCGGUGACAAAGACAAGUGUAGUAUCCACCCAGGUGACAUACAGAAGAAGCUACAGUAGUAUCUACUACAUCAACUGUGGGUUCUGGGGCUGGAACAGGUGUCCUCGAUACAGAACCUCCUACAGAACUGAGUAUGGGACCCAAUAUUCUACAGAGCAGUAUGAGGAGUCUACAGAUUGUUACCAUGGCAACUGCACUGCUAAUGGGACAUGUGCCUGUGAUGACGGGUACACUGGGUCAACCUGUCAAGAUGACAUUGAUGAGUGUACCACCCAAAACCCAGACUGCGAACAGAAGUGUGUGAACACCCCAGGCAGCUACAGGUGUUUAAAUGAAGAUGAGUGUGCGACAGGAAACCACGACUGUACCCACAGCUGUAACAACACCUACGGAAACUUCACCUGCGGCUGUAGGAUGGGAUAUGACUUCAACACCAGCACCAGGCACUGUGUGGACAGUAACGAAUGUCUGGACAACAACGGAGGCUGCCAGCACAACUGUACCAACACUAACGGCAGUUUUCUGUGCACCUGCGCUGAUGGGUACAUGUUGAUGCCUGAUGACUCAUCUUGUACAGCUUCUGGAUUUACAACUUCAGUACCAAGGACAGCCACCAAACAUGCAGACACCACAACAAAAAGUACGACACAAACUACUGAUUCAUCGGCUCCGUCUACUUUUUUUUCAGAUUUCACAGUCUACAAGGCUGAGGUGACCCUCACCACCAUCCAGGGUCAGCCGGUAGUGUUUAGUGAGGAGCUGGCUACACCAGGCUCACAACUGUUCGUGCAAACAGCUACAGUUGUGGAGAACUCGAUGAACACUAUCCUAAGGAGGAGCCCAAUACAGGACACUUUCAUGCGGUCAAAAGUCACCGGAUUUCGACAGGGAAGUGUCAUCUCAGAAAUAGACCUGUACCUGGAAAAGCAGGAGGGCGAAGUAGUAUCAGCCUCUUAUGUCAGGGAUGUCAUUCUGGCUGGAGUACUGAACAACACUAUAUACAGCCCUGGGAGAAGCCUGGGGAUCCAGGCUAACUCACUACAAGUCACACAACCAGGUGAGGGAGAGGUGGAUAGAACAGCAGAGAACGGGACCAUCGCUGCCAUCGUGAUUGUCCUUGCUGCACUUCUGCUAGCUGUGGUAGGGGUCGCUGCUUUCUUCUAUCGUCGGCACCGGAGUAAGUUGAGGAUGGAUCACGCUCGAAGUAUAUACGGAGUUCGCAACAGUCAAAACUCCACCCUGAACAACCUCUCGGAGCGCCAACCAACACAGGCAUUCUCAAACAACAUCUAUGACAACCCCUGCUUCGAAGGGAACCCAACCCGACCGCAACAAUCGCCCGCAACGUUGCAGGAUCUCGCGGCGGCUAACAAAGCACCUCCGUUGCCUAACCGCCCUCCCUCCCUACCAAAAGUCGGGAACGAAAACCCACAACUUAAUAGAGCUUGCAAACCAAGUAACGAACUAGUUGUUGGAAACUUGAACAAACAGGAGAACCACUAUGAAGUGUGUGGUCCUGGGGUAAGCUCUAAGGGAAAUUCAAGUGAAUCCAGUAAAGACGAAUAUGGAUACGAGAAGCCUGUAAACACAUUUGAUCCAAGUAUCUAUGAUGAUAUUAUGAAGGAUUGAUUUGGUUCCUGUAAAAUUCAUUUAUUUUUGCAGUAAAUUUUGAUACGUCCUCUUUACCAAAAAUUCCUGACAAAGGGAAAUGUAUAUGUAUCUUAAUGGUACUACAGAGUAUUGAUUCAACCUAAAGAAAUAAAUGCCUUUUCCCCUGUUCCUUAAAAAUGCAUCCACACAAAAAUAAAUGUGUUUUAACAUGUUUUUUUUUGUAGUUAUUGCUUUGAGCCAAUAAAAGUUUUAUUAUGCUGAAAUAGACUAUGUAGACCUGGACUGCUUAAGAUUUAAGAAAUGUACAUAGAUAAGUAUAGAUCUUUUAAAGGUUACUUACUUUACUUUUGUCCAUUUUCAACAUACGUCUUUGAAUAGAAUAUAUAUUGAAAUGAAUCUAAGCUAUGAUUAGUAAUGAAGAUUGAUCUGAAAUGGUACACAUAUAGCAGUAUGCUUUUUAUUGAAUUGCAUAUAACAGCAUGCCAUGUAGCAGUAACAUUGCUUUUUAUCUGAUAGCCCAAUUCUUAAUAUUAUGUUAUCCAUAGCAGUAUGCUUUUUUAUUGAAUGGCUAAUUAGCAUAUAGCAGUAUGUUUUUUAUUGGAUGGCUCAGGGUGAACACCAUGAUCAGCUUUUGUAUAUAUUAUCAGACAACAUAUUGUUGUUGCAAGUGGCAAAACAUUUUUAUUGAAAUUUUAUAUUUUCUAUCUGUAUUAAUAUUGAUAUUAUGUCAAACCGUAAACUAGAACUUUUGAUGGCUACCAACACUGUUCCUUAUUAAGCAUUUAAUAUUUUAUUGCAUCACUAAGUGAAACCAGCUUAUUCCUUAGUCUUAAGCUAUUGGAAGAUUGAAUACCUUAAAACCAAUUUUUUUCCGGUAACUACAUCAUUGUUUACCUUAUAGGUGGGCUGCUUAAGAUAUUAUAAUGCAUAUAUGUAUGCUAUCAGUUGGCUUUUUUCUCAACUUGAAUAUUGUAUUCAGAAUGAAUUAAAGUUUGCAUUCCUUACCAUGA